This is a messenger RNA of Strongylus vulgaris, 552 nucleotides long. Lineage: Eukaryota; Metazoa; Nematoda; Chromadorea; Rhabditida; Strongylidae. The record is from the annotation of a GenBank genome assembly.
AUGGAUAUGGGCGCUGUGUUUGAGAAUUUUGUCACGGCGUCAACUUUUCGCUCCAUACAGAAUUCAUUCUAUCAGUUAUGCAUAGCAGCCGACAUCGAUCCAUCGGAUUCGAUUAAUGUGUACAGAAAACUUCGGUUAUUAGACGAUUGGAAGGCCCAAAAAUUGUUCAAACUUCUUGACAAGAAGUGGGAACUCGCUGAAUAUAAAAAGCAAACCGCUGGUGAACGCUUGAACGUUUUUGUGAUUGGAGCGGGACCGUGUGGUUUACGAGCUGCCAUUGAAUGCGCUCUGCUUGGAUCUCGCGUUGUGCUCGUUGAACAACGAGAUCGAUUUAGUCGUAAUAAUGUACUGCAUCUCUGGGAAUUUGUAAUUCAAGACCUAAAAUCACUAGGAGCGAAAAUUUUUUAUCCGAAGUUUUGUACUGGCAGCAUUGAGCACAUUAGUGAGUUUUUUAAUCCUUUUUCCUUUUAUUCAUCAUUCUCCAUACAAGUUAAGCGAUUUGCUAAUUUCCUAAGCGGCUUUUUUUCCAAGGCUAACAAUAUUUUUUUUUAA